Molecule: messenger RNA, 2647 nt
Organism: Suncus etruscus (white-toothed pygmy shrew)
Lineage: Eukaryota; Metazoa; Chordata; Mammalia; Eulipotyphla; Soricidae
Gene: SEMA3E
Product: semaphorin 3E
Exons: 17
Coding region: 45-2372 (775 amino acids)
Biological process (GO): positive regulation of cell migration; negative regulation of axon extension involved in axon guidance; negative chemotaxis
Molecular function (GO): semaphorin receptor binding; chemorepellent activity
Source: RefSeq, a predicted model, not a curated record
GCCGCCUGAAAGUGAGGAUUUGCGGGUUGGCUCAGCGCGGCAGCAUGGCAUCAGCUGGGCACCUGGUCCCCUGGCUCUUGUGCGGUUCCCUCUUGCAGCUCUGGACAGCAGGACACGCGGCAGAUACCACUCAUCCCCGCUUACGACUGUCACAUAAAGAGCUCUUGGAUCUAAACAGGACAUCAGUGUUUCGUAGCCCAGUUGGAUUUCUUGACAUCCACACAAUGUUACUAGAUGAAUAUCAAGAGAGACUCUUCGUGGGAGGAAAAGACCUUGUGUAUUCCCUGAGCUUGGAACAAAUCAACAAUGGCUAUAGAGAGAUACACUGGCCUAGCCCACCACUAAAAAUUGAAGAAUGUAUUAUGAAAGGAAAAGAUGCAAGUGAAUGUGCAAAUUAUGUUCGAGUCUUACAUCAUUAUAACAGGACACAUCUUCUGACCUGUGGUACUGGAGCAUUUGACCCACACUGUACCUUUAUCAGAGUUGGAUAUCAUCUGGAGGAACCUCUGUUUCACCUGGAGCCACACAGAUCUGAGCGAGGAAGGGGCAGAUGUCCUUUUGAUCCGACCUCUUCCUUCAUAUCCACAUUGAUUGGUAGUGAAUUGUUUACUGGACUCUACAGUGAUUACUGGGGCAGAGAUGCUGCAAUCUUCAGAAGCAUGGGUCGGCUGGCCCAUAUUCGAACUGAGCAUGAUGAUGAGCGCUUGUUGAAAGAACCAAAAUUUGUGGGUUCAUAUAUGAUCCCUGACAAUGAAGACAGAGAUGACAACAAAGUGUAUUUCUUUUUUACUGAGAAGGCCCUGGAGGCAGAAAACAAUGCCCAUGCAAUUUAUACCCGAGUUGGGCGCCUGUGUGUGAAUGAUGUUGGUGGACAAAGAAUACUGGUGAAUAAGUGGAGCACUUUCCUAAAAGCUAGGUUGGUUUGUUCUGUUCCAGGAAUGAAUGGAAUUGACACAUAUUUUGAUGAAUUAGAAGAUGUAUUUUUGCUGCAUACCAGAGAUCAUAAGAACCCAGUGAUAUUUGGACUCUUUAAUACUACCAGUAAUAUAUUUAGAGGACAUGCUAUAUGUGUCUAUCAUAUGUCUAGUAUACGGGCAGCUUUUAAUGGACCAUAUGCACACAAGGAAGGACCUGAAUACCACUGGUCACUCUAUGAAGGAAAAGUCCCUUAUCCAAGACCUGGUUCUUGUGCCAGCAAAGUGAAUGGAGGAAGAUAUGGAACAACUAAAGACUAUCCUGAUGAGGCCAUUAGAUUUGCGAGAAGUCAUCCGCUUAUGUACCAAUCCAUAAACCCUGCCCAUAAGAAACCAAUACUGGUGAAAACAGAUGGAAAAUACAACCUGAAACAGAUAGCAGUAGAUCGAGUGGAAGCUGAGGAUGGUCAAUAUGAUGUCUUAUUUAUUGGAACUGAUAAUGGUAUUGUGCUAAAGAUAAUCACAAUUUACAACCAAGAAACAGAAUCAAUGGAAGAAGUAAUUCUUGAAGAACUUCAAAUAUUUAAGGAUCCAGUUCCUAUUAUUUCUUUGGAGAUUUCUUCAAAGAGACAACAGCUGUAUGUUGGUUCUGCUUCUGCUGUGGCUCAAGUCAGAUUUCAUCAGUGUGACAUGUAUGGAAGUGCUUGUGCUGAUUGCUGUCUGGCCAGAGAUCCUUACUGCGCGUGGGAUGGUAUUUCGUGCUCUCGAUAUUACCCAACAGGCACACAUGCCAAAAGGCGGUUCCGCAGACAAGAUGUUCGGCAUGGAAAUGCAGCUCAGCAAUGCUUUGGACAGCAGUUUGCUGGAGAUGCUUUGGAUAAGACUGAAGAGAGACUUGCCUAUGGAAUUGAGAGUAACAGUACUUUACUAGAAUGUACUCCAAGAUCUCUACAGGCAAAGGUUAUCUGGUUUGUGCAAAAAGGACAAGACACAAGGAAAGAGGAGGUGAAGACAGAUGACAGAGUGGUUAAGAUGGAUCUUGGCUUGCUCUUCCUAAGAGUACGCAAAAUGGAUGCUGGGAUCUACUUUUGUCAAACAGUAGAGCAUAAUUUUGUCCACACUAUCCGUAAAAUCACCCUGGAGGUAGUGGAAGAGGAGAGAGUGGAGGCAAUGUUUAACAAAGACUUGGAAGUGGAAGGGCCUCACAAGAUGCCUUGUCCUGCCCAGAGCAGCAUUCCACAGGGAGCAAAACCAUGGUAUAAGGAAUUUCUGCAGCUUAUUGGUUAUAGCAACUUCCGAAGAGUAGAAGAAUAUUGCGAAAAGGUAUGGUGCACUGAUAAGAAGAGAAAAAAGCUUAAAAUGUCACCCUCCAAAUGGAAGUAUGCCAACGCAAAGGAAAAGAAGCUCCGUGCUAAGGCUGAGCACUAUCGCCUGCCCAGACAUACGCUGGAAGCCUGAUGGGCAGAGCUGCCUAUCGACUUCUGAAGGAUUUAUAUUUGGAAACUUUAAGAAAAAUCAAACUUAUUUGCAUCAACUAAAAGAUAUUUCUGUAAUACAGAAAUAAUUAUAAAUGUGUUAUGAUAAAUUAUUCUAUAUACUCAUUUGACUGGUUAAAUCAUAUGAAUUAAUUUUUAAAAAAAUAUUUUACUCAAUGAUUAUUCCAUUACAUUCAUUGAAAAGUGCACGUUGUGGUAGUUUCAGUACAUGGUUUCAUUUUUCUAUGGAAAUUAUUA